AUGUGUGUCACAUUGGGCAACGCGCAGCAAGCAGAGCUGUUGCGACAAAGGAUCGCAAACGCAGAGGGAGAGCUGCAAACAUUGCGGGAAAAGCUCAAAUAUCUUGAGUCUACAGAGCACACACCACAAUCCUUUUGCUCAUCAGACAGACUGCCUCAAGAUGAAGAUAAGUCCACCACGGACCCAGCAACGCCCUCUUGGAAGUGGACCCUCAAAGAGCACGAGUAUGCACGUUAUGGCCGCCAGCUUAUCUUACCCAGUAUUGGCAUUGCUGGCCAGCUCCGCCUGAAAUCUGCUGCUGUUCUCAUCAUUGGUGCCGGAGGCCUGGGAUGCCCAGCCGCGGCAUACCUCUCCGGGGCGGGUAUUGGCACCCUGGGGAUUGUAGAUGGGGAUACUGUCGAGGAAUCUAAUCUCCAUCGCCAGAUUGCUCACAGCACGGCAAGAAUCAACAUGAAGAAGACGGACAGUUUGGUCCAAUACUGUCAGGGGCUGAAUCCAGAGGUAUGCUAUAUCCGGCAUGGAACACAUCUCACGCCUCAAAACGCAGAGGACAUUGUGUCUAAGUAUGGAAUUGUACUGGAUUGCACAGAUAACCCGACGUCACGAUACCUCAUCUCGGAUAUAUGUGUCCUGCUACAGAAGCCCCUCGUUUCGGCCUCUGCCUUGAAGACGGACGGUCAGCUGAUUGUCUUGAACAACUUCCCGGCACCUCGAGGCAAACCUGAAGGUGGGCCCUGUUACAGAUGUGUAUUUCCGAAGCCUCCACCGCCUGAUAGUGUCACCAGCUGCGGCGAGGGUGGGAUUCUGGGUCCCGUCGUUGGCGUCAUGGGCGUACUACAAGCGCUCGAGGCAAUUAAAGUCAUUGCUGCUGGUAUGGACACACCGCAGUGGGGGCCAUGUACGCCGAGCCUGCUGCUCUUCUCAGCUUCUGGGUCUACAAGUUUCAGGUCUAUCAGAAUGCGAGGCCGUAGACCAGACUGCUUCGCCUGUUCGGCUUCCUCCACCCUAACGUUAGAGGAGCUGAAGUCAGGCUCUCUUGACUACGUGCAGUUUUGCGGCGUGGCAGCACCCAUCAAUAUUCUCAAGCCCGAGGAGCGAGUAUCCGCAUUGGAUUACCAUAAGCUUGUGAGAGAGAACCCUGACAUGGACCACUUGCUGCUGGAUGUCCGUGAGCGACCACACUUCGAAAUAGCAAGCAUACCUGGAGCUGUCAACGUACCGUUCUCGACUUUCCAAAUGCGAGGCACGCCUGCCGACGAAAGCCACCCAGAUUGGCUGCCGGCCACUCUCUCGCCUUCUGCUCCUAUAUACAUUGUCUGCAGAGUCGGCAACGACUCGCAGCUGACGACACAGAAGCUCAAGGAAAUGGGCUUAGAUCGGGCUGGCCAGCGUUUUAUAGGUGACAUCAAGGGGGGGAUGAGAGCAUGGAAACAAGAGGUAGACAAGACAAUACCUUUCACAUGA
Pseudomassariella vexata is the source of this 1464-nucleotide messenger RNA. Its product is annotated as ThiF family protein. The coding region runs from base 1 to 1464 and encodes 487 amino acids. Gene Ontology annotation, molecular function: URM1 activating enzyme activity; thiosulfate-cyanide sulfurtransferase activity; adenylyltransferase activity. Gene Ontology annotation, biological process: protein urmylation; tRNA wobble position uridine thiolation. Gene Ontology annotation, cellular component: cytoplasm; cytosol. The transcript has a single exon. The record is from RefSeq and is a predicted model, not a curated record. Lineage: Eukaryota; Fungi; Ascomycota; Sordariomycetes; Amphisphaeriales; Pseudomassariaceae.